AUGGCAGCUCCACGGCCCCUAUGUCGUUCCACUCUCAUCAAGAAGGCAGGACGCUACCGCAUGCUAUCAAGCCUUCUCUCUGUGCUCGAUAGAUACCUCUCGUGGCCACUACCGCCAAAGCCAAAAAUCGAGAUAGCAAUACCUUCUACAGUCAGCAAGUGUCCUGGCUCAAUCGAUCUACAAAUCUACACUGCGCCAUCGAAGAGCAUUUCUUCGAGAGUCCAAUACACAACUUCACCUCGUCCAGUACUGAUAAAUUUCCAUGGUGGCGGAUUUUCCAUUGGAACCGCACUUGACGAUUCUCGAUGGGCAGGAGCCGUGUUGAACGCCUAUCCAGAUGCCGUGGUGGUAAGCGUCAACUACCGCCUGGCUCCAGAGCACCCGUUCCCAACAGCAUUAGACGAUGGCGCCGACGCCAUCCUCUGGCUCUGGGAGCGAGCCGACCAAUACAAUCUUGACAUAGAUCGCUUUUGCUUGAGCGGGUUCAGUGCAGGUGGUAACCUAGCACUGAGCGUACCAUUGCGACUACAGGACAUAUUGCACCAAAGAAGCCAGGAAUCAAGCAAAAAGAUAUCACUGGCUGGACAGAUUGCGUUUUAUCCAAGCGUAGACUGGACGCGAACACGCGCAGAGCGAGAUGCUACGAAUCCCAUCUCCUCAGAAAAAUCCAUGAUUUCACCAUCUUUGUUUGAGUUCUUCGAUAAUUCUUACCUUCCUCAUGCUGCGCUUCCAAAGUUCUCGGGUACAGACCGGGUGGAUAUGUCUCAUCCUUAUCUUUCGCCCGGUAUAGCGCCCGAGUCGACUCUGCUUCCGGCUUAUGCACCUGCUGUUGCGGUUUAUACUUGUGCAUGGGACCAGCUGCUUGUGGAAGGUAAUACCUUUCGUGAAAGGUUGGCUGGUUUUGUAAAUGAUGGCAAGAUGACGAGCGUGGGUGGGUUCGUGGUCGAAGACGUUGUCCAUGGGUUCGACAAGAUGCCGUCGUUUUGGAAAAAGGCUCCAGCUAGGGCAAAGGUGUAUGAUGAUGCUCUCAAGCAAUUAGGGGCUAUGUGGAAGACCGACUGA
Penicillium brevicompactum is the source of this 1062-nucleotide messenger RNA. RefSeq names its product alpha/beta hydrolase. The transcript has a single exon. Gene Ontology annotation, molecular function: hydrolase activity. The record is from RefSeq and is a predicted model, not a curated record. Bases 1 to 1062 code for a protein of 353 amino acids. NCBI's taxonomy places the organism in Eukaryota, Fungi, Ascomycota, Eurotiomycetes, Eurotiales, Aspergillaceae.